Molecule: messenger RNA, 2211 nt
Organism: Neurospora tetrasperma FGSC 2508
Lineage: Eukaryota; Fungi; Ascomycota; Sordariomycetes; Sordariales; Sordariaceae
Exons: 4
Coding region: 1-2211 (736 amino acids)
Source: RefSeq, a predicted model, not a curated record
AUGGACAACCGGCAGAACUUCAACAUGAGCAUCCGCAACGUCGUGAAUUCAACGACUACGCCCCAGUCGGGGCAAUCCGACUACCAUGGGAAUCCUGAACUUCGCACAACGGGCGCAUCGGGCGCCCAACACGCUUACCAUCCUUCCACUUCGGACUUCACUUUCCGGCCUACUGCUGGAUUCAAUGUGCCCCGCCACUUUGAGAGAGCCCAGUUUACCACCGGCGCGCCAGUUGACCACCCGGGGAUGACGUACGAGGGGACAAAUUACACCAUGGCCCCUCAACCCUUCGGGGUUAACAAUCGAACCUGUUUGCUCAAUAAGGGGUCACGUAUUGAUACCAUUCACUUCCAUCCCAAGUUGCCCUCUGCAAUAGGAAAACUCCGUUCAUCUGGAUAUUCGCUUGGGCUUGACCUAAGCUCCCUCGGCAUGGCUCCGUCUCGCAUUAAGCCACAGUCACCCCAGGAGGGCUCGGUGUGGUCUCAGCAACAACUGCCCACCCCCCCUCAUAAUCGCGGUGGACGACGCAACGUUCGCAUGGAGACCUCAUCCAGCAAUACGCCCACGGCUGAGCAGUCUUCUCCCAUGGUUGACAAUGCCAGCAUCGACGAAGACGAGCAGGAUUUAAAUCUUGAUUGGGUGACCAGAGCGGCCAGGUAUUUGGACCCCCGAACCGAGGAAGACCGCACAGAUCGUAUCGCCCUGGAGGCGGACCUUCGCCGUGGUGGUACCCGUUGCUACCACACAAGCAAAUGCAACACCAACGCACCACCCCGCAAGGCCGUUUCUCAGUUCUUUGGGCGCAACAAGAAGGCAACGAGACAAAUGCCUGAUCGUGUCUGGUGCAACUUGUGUCGCAAGCACUACCAGCGCGCUCGUUACCGUAAUUUGGCCGAAUACUCUCUUGACCAGUGCAAUCUCAUCAUUGGCACAAUCGUCCGUGCCCAGAUUUGGUCCGAUAUCAGCCAUUGGGAGAAUCCGAACCUGAAGGGAGGAACUCUGAACGGAUGGAAGCUUGUCCCCCGUAAGCGCGAGCAACAGCGUCAGGAAGAGGCCAGCAAGGCGCGUGAGAAGGCACGUCUUCAGAGAGACAAGAAGCGGUCGCGCGACGACUAUGAAGACGAACUCGAUGAACUCGACUUCCUCCCCACCUCUAGAGUCGCGCCUGCCCUGCUCAGACUCUGCGAUCGUGUGUACUCUUCAGUCCAAAUCAUCGACAUCAUCGAGGAGCAUUUCAAAGCCCCCCUUGAGGAGGCCCUCAACUCCGGCCACCCCUCACAUGGCCUCCCCGACGUCGAGAUUCUUCCCGAGUAUGAUGGUACCGAUGAGACCCUCGAGAAGGAGCGCAAGGAGAAGGCCAACAAGAAGAAGGCCAACACGGGAAAUGUGACCACCCCUGAGAAGCGCCGCAAGCAGGCCACCCCGGGCACCGACUCGGAUGACUCGAGCUAUCACUACCCGCAUCAGCAACGUGCUGCUUACGGCUACGACGACAGGCAGUACGCCGGAGCUCACAACAACCUCCCUUCUCCCAGCCCCAGCAGAUCCAACUGGCCGGCUCAUUACUCCCAGGGUCCCUCCUAUUCUUACUCAUCCGGUAGCGGCUACAACGACUAUAACGACAGAUCGUAUGCUGAGCGCCAGACCAGUGUCUCCUCUCCCAACUUUAACAGAACUGACUGGGCUCCCAGCUACCGUCAGGGCCCCUCCAGCUACUACCAAUCUGGCAAUUCGGUCAACAGCGGGCUCCAAAACAACACAUCCGCCACCUACAGCGGUACCACUCUUGCCCCUAUCGGUUCCAGUCGCGGUUAUGUCAACCCAAGCUAUACUGGUCUUACCGCCAGCUACAGUGCUCCCGGCGGCUUGGGUACCGGCGGCAGCGGCAGCAUGUCUACCUCUGGAUCUAGCUUGAACCCCAUGCUCCAGAACGAUAACUCCUUCUACCAGCCAGUUUCGCAGAGGAGAGAGACCAUUGCUGCUUACCGCCCUACCCAGCCUUCUUCGUACGAGCCCCGUCGCACUUUCUCCGAAGCAAACAACCAGUACGCCGGCGGUCCUUCCAUCACCGCUUCGCAUGCCGCUUCCAUUCUCACCAAUUUUCAGGACAAUACACGUCCCAAGUACGAAGGUGGAAGUGGCACGUCUGAGUCCAUGCAGGGAUCUGGAUACGCGGACUAUUCGUCGGGCAGUUAUCCCAACCGUUACUAA